AUGAUCAUUAAAACGCAUUGGCACCACAUUAAGUAUGAUCAUUUAUAUAAAUUUCACAAACCUAGAGUUGAUCAUUUAUGUUUUAUUCUUAUCAAAAAAGUUCUUACUCAGCAAUUGUAUCAAGUUCAACUACUUCAGCAAGGUCAAUAUUCAGUACCAUGGCGAAAGGAGUUUAAGAAAGAAUGGAAGCAACAUGAAAAGCAAAAAACACAAUUAAAUAAUAAGUACUUUACUGACCCGGCUAAGCAAAUUGGUGAACAUCAUGAAGACGAUUAUGUUAUUGAAAGCAGUGAUGAUGAACAGGAUAUGUACGAAUCAGAGUUAGUAUAUUUGCAUAAAGUCUUAGAUAAGACCAAAGAGCUUCUUGAAGAAUCAUGUACCAAGUCGAAAGGACAUUUAUAG
Molecule: messenger RNA, 402 nt
Organism: Dentiscutata erythropus
Lineage: Eukaryota; Fungi; Glomeromycota; Glomeromycetes; Diversisporales; Gigasporaceae
Source: the annotation of a GenBank genome assembly